AUGGUACAAACAGAGGCUAUUGUGGACAAUGAAUGGAUCUUAGCUAUGCAAGAGGAGCUCAAUCAAUUCACUAGAAAUGAUGUUUGGUAUCUUGUUCCGAGACCAACUAACACCAAUGUUAUUGGUACAAAAUGGAUCUUCAAAAACAAGACAGAUGAGAAGGGAAAUGUUGUGAGAAAUAAGGCUUUGUAUGGCUUAAAACAAGCUCCUCGAGCUUGGUAUGAGAGAUUAUCCUCUCAUUUGUUGCUGAAAGGUUACACCAGGGAUAUAAUUGACAAAACCUUGUUUGUCAAAAGGGUUGCUCAUGAUCUAAUGGUUGUACAAAUAUAUGUGGAUGAUAUUGUUUUUGGUUCAACUUCAAAUGCCUUAGUUUCUGAAUUUACUGACGUCAUGCAAAAUGAAUUUGAAAUGAGUAUGAGUGGUGAACUAACGUACUUCCUUGGAUUACAGGUACAACAAUUAAAAGAUGGGAUGUUUCUAUCUCAAACUAAGUAUGCGAAGGACUUGGUUUCAAAGUUUGGAUUGGAAAGUGCAAAGCCAAUCACAAAUCCCAUGAGCACCACCACCAAGCUUCAUAAAGAUCUAAUUGGAAAAUACGUUGACCAGACACUUUACAAGAGCAUGAUAGGGAGUUUGCUCUACUUAACUGCUAGUAGACCUGAUAUAUCAUUUUCUGUUGGUGUUUGUGCACGAUUUUAG
Molecule: messenger RNA, 699 nt
Organism: Prunus avium (sweet cherry)
Lineage: Eukaryota; Viridiplantae; Streptophyta; Magnoliopsida; Rosales; Rosaceae
Source: RefSeq, a predicted model, not a curated record